Messenger RNA from Linderina pennispora, 1307 nucleotides. RefSeq lists its product as uncharacterized. The transcript has 2 exons. The coding region runs from base 334 to 1230 and encodes 298 amino acids. NCBI's taxonomy places the organism in Eukaryota, Fungi, Kickxellomycota, Kickxellomycetes, Kickxellales, Kickxellaceae. The record is from RefSeq and is a predicted model, not a curated record.
CUUGAUUCCCUUUCUCUUCCUGUUACGUUUUUUAUAUCCUUUGUUUGUUCGCGUCGCUUUCCAACUGAAAGAACCGCCAACAAGAUUCCUUGUUCUCCUUUUUCCCCUCUUUCCGUUUUCUAACCCGACCCCUCCUUUCUCCCUCCUUCACCCUUGGCUUAGCCCUUUUUCUCAUACCUUUAAGGAAACCUUCUCGGAGCCUAAAAAGAAGCCCGGUUCAUUAUCUUGCACCAGCAGACACCAUUAGCGCUAUCCUACGCAACGGCACUUGAGUUUCCACAUUGCCCCUCCCCGCUCUGUAAAAAAGGCCUGGGAAGUAAAUUAUAACUAAUAAUGAGCAACUCUGAUCACACGCGCAGCAGCCCCGCUGGAAACAGUAGCAGCAUGUAUGGCGCUGAGUCGCCAGUGGCCACACAGACACCGCACAGCGGUGGCGGCACGGACUAUCGCACGAGCAUCCAGUUUUUGACGUCGUCAACGUCGCAGCCGUCGCACGACGUGUCAGCCGACGUGAUUAUGGAGGAGGAGCCGUCGAGCUCAGUGCCGGUCAGUGCGCUGCUGGCGCCACAGGACAACCACCGGCAGGCGAUUACGGUUCCAGCGCGCACGCAGUACCGCGAAGACGAGCUGACGGGCAUGCAGGGCCUGAUGGAGCUGGCCAGCCCAGAGCACACGCCGCUCAGCCCCGAGCACACGCCGCUGCGGCCAAUAAUCAACCAUGGGGUCCACUCGGCGAGCUCCAGCGCAUCGAGCGGCUCGACAAGCACGUUCUCGGUGCCCCCCGCGCUGAACAUCUCGUCGCACGGCGGCUCGCGGCCGGCCAACACGCUGCCGCCGAUGCAGGCGCACCAGCGGUUCCACACGUACCACAGCGCGACCACUAUGGCGGGCUCGCCGGCCAGCGCUGCCACGACGCUGACGCCCGACAGCAUGCCGUCGGUUACGCCAGGCGCAGUGCGCAGCUUCCCAGCGACCCUGGACGACUCGCGGAUGGCUCGGCGCCGCUCGCAGAGCACCGACAGCCCGCACCACCAGCAGAGCGGCGGGCUGCCGCACGUGCUGGGCAAUGCCAACAUCCGCGACCGGUCGUUUACGUUCACGCAGCGGCAGCGGACGAGUGAUACCCCGCUGUUCCCUAUUCUUCUGCACAGGUACGUUAGUCCCACUGCAAUAGCCCAGUGGGAAAAAAGCGGCAUGCUCCUCUGCCAUGCAUCUGGCCAAAAUGCAUGAACGAGGCAAGUGGGCCACGCCCGCUUUUGGUUAGUUCCCACCUCCGCUCACCCCACUCAUAUCUAAUUUUCAUGCAC